AUGGCUCCCCCUAAAUCUGCUCUCGAGUUCCUUGACUUUGUCAACGCCUCGCCGACGCCGUACCAUGCCGUCGCCGAGGCAGCUGCUCUUCUAGACGCUGCCGGCUUCACCAAGAUCCAAGAGCGUGACAACUGGGCGUCAACAGUCAAGCCGGGCGGCAAGUACUACACCACGCGCAACGGCUCGUCGGUGGUGGCCUUUGCCGUUGGCGCGAAAUGGCAGCCCGGCAACCCGAUCGGGAUGGUCGGCGCCCACACGGACUCGCCCUGUCUGCGCAUCAAGCCGGUCAGCAAGCGCACGGCCAACGGCUAUCUGCAGGUGGGCGUUGAGACCUACGGCGGCGGCAUCUGGCAUAGCUGGUUCGACCGCGAUCUGGGCGUGGCCGGCCGGGUGCUGGUGCGCGAGGGCGAAGGGGAGGGCAAGUUUGUGCAGAAGCUGGUCAAGGUGGACAAGCCGAUCCUGCGGAUCCCUACGCUGGCCAUUCACUUGCACCGUCAGAGCAACUUUGACCCCAACAAGGAGGACGAGCUGGUUCCCAUUGCCGGGUUAGCCGAGGCCGAGUUGAACAAGACGGCCGAGGGGGGGUCAGGGACGGGAGCGGGAGCGGGAGCGGGUGAAGCAGAAGGCGAGUUCCAGCCCCUGAGAGCGCUACCGGAACGCCACCACCCGGCUUUCCUCUCGCUCGUGGCCCAGCAGGCCGGCGUGGACGUUUCGCAGAUUGUCGAUUUCGAGCUCGUCCUCUACGACACGCAAAAGUCAGUCCUCGGCGGUCUUAACGACGAGCUGAUCCUCUCGGCCCGGCUCGACAACCUCAACAUGACGUUCUGCAGCGUCAAGGGGCUCAUCGCGUCGACCGACUCGGCAUCCCUCGGCAAGGACACCGGCAUCCGUCUGGUCGCCUGCUUCGACCACGAAGAAAUCGGCUCGCUCUCAGCCCACGGCGCCGACUCCAACCUGCUCCCCGCCAUCCUACGGCGCCUGUCGGUACUCCCAGGCAGCAGCACCGCCGGCAAGACACCACUCUCAGCCUCGGAGCUCGCAGCCUCAACAGCCUUCGAGCAGACCUGCGCAACAUCCUUUUUACUAUCUGCCGACAUGGCACACGCGGUCCACCCCAACUACGCAGGCAAAUACGAGCGCAACCACACCCCAGCCAUCAACGGCGGACCCGUGAUCAAAAUCAACGCCAACCAGCGGUACGCAACCAACUCCCCCGGGAUCGUGCUCGUGCAGGAAGUGGCGCGGCGCGCGCGCGUGCCGCUGCAGCUCUUUGUCGUCAAGAAUGAUAGCCCCUGCGGUAGCACCAUUGGGCCGAUGUUGUCGGCUAAGCUGGGGGUGCGCACGCUGGAUUUGGGGAACCCGCAGUUGAGUAUGCAUAGUAUUCGGGAGACGGGAGGAAGUGCGGAUGUGGAGAGUGCGAUUGGGUUGUUUGCGGGGUUUUUGGGGGCGUUUGGGGAGUUGGAGGGGCGGAUUUUGGUGGAUUAA
Dichotomopilus funicola is the source of this 1485-nucleotide messenger RNA. RefSeq names its product peptidase M18. Gene Ontology annotation, molecular function: metalloaminopeptidase activity; zinc ion binding. The transcript has 2 exons. Lineage: Eukaryota; Fungi; Ascomycota; Sordariomycetes; Sordariales; Chaetomiaceae. Bases 1 to 1485 code for a protein of 494 amino acids. The record is from RefSeq and is a predicted model, not a curated record. Gene Ontology annotation, cellular component: fungal-type vacuole. Gene Ontology annotation, biological process: proteolysis.